UUUGUGCUAACAUGUAGCCAGCUAGCUGAUAUUAGCAUUAGCCUUUAAGUCACAGUUAGCUUAUUGCUCUUAUUUUGAAGGUCACGAAAACCGGAAGUCUAGUAAUUUAAUAAUUCCUGUUGUAAACUUUUAUUUUCUUGUAUAAAAUGUUCGCUUCCUGUUUACGUUUUAAUUAACCGUUAAUUAGUUAAAUUACACUUCUUUUUUUACCGCCUUUCAUUAAACCUAGGCCGCGCAUGCGCGCUGAUGACGUUGCCCUUAGCAACAGCCAAACGUUUGUUGGUACCGGCCCGUUACCGGUCCCGUUUGUCGGUUGAUCCGGUUUGUUUGACUCAAACUGUCUCUAACUGCGUCGAGCUGAGGCGGGAAAACAUCCGGAACCAUCAGGAAACAUUUAACGAACCUCUGGAUGGAUGACACGGUGAGGCCGCUCAGGAUCCCCCCGCAGAUGAACGUGUACGCGGACAAACACAACGUGCUGCACCUGGUCCAGACCUUGGUGUCCAGUCUGGUGAUCGAUCAGCCUGAAGAUCCGAUCAGUCACCUGAUCAGCCUGCUGAGGAGGAGCAGCUCCGACAUCCACAGGGUGAUGCUGCUCGGACCUCCUGCUGCAGGUAAACACACUGUGGCUAAGAAGCUGAGCUCCGAGCUGAGAGCUGUCCAUGUGACCACAGACGAUUUACUGAAGGACCAAUCAGAGCUGAGAGCUGUCCAUGUGACCACAGACGAUUUGCUGAAGGACCAAUCAGAGCUGAGCGCACGCCAACAUGUGCACAGAGAGCAGGAACUUCCUGCUGAGCUGCUGGCCGACCUGAUCCAACACAGACUGAAGCAGAUCGACUGCUUCAACCGGGGCUGGGUGUUGGAGGGAAUCCCUCAGACUCGUCUUCAGGCUCUGAGUCUGCAGCAGGCCGGAGUUAUACCUGAACAUGUAGUGAUGCUGGAGGCUCCUGACGGUGUGUUGAUGGAGCGCUCUCAGGGGAAGCUGGUGGACCCGCUGACAGGAGACUCCUACCAUCGCACCUUCAUCUGGCCGGACGACGACGCCGUCGCUCAGCGUCUGGAGGCGGAGCAGAGCCUGUCAGACGAGCAGCGAUUGGCUGAUCUGCGGCGUUACCGCUGUGAGGUCACAGGUCUGAGAUCGGCCUAUCAGCACGUCCUGAAGGUCGUCAGCUGUGACCAACCACACGCAGACGUGUACCAACAAGGUACACACACUUCCUGUCUGUGGUCACAUGAUCUACUCACUUCAACAGAGCUUCACUCUGAUGUGUGUGUGUGUGUGUCUGUCUGUGUGUGUGUGUGUGUGUGUCUGUCUGUGUGUGUGUGUGGCUGUCUCAUCCGGACUCGUCGUUGCUCCAGAAAACUCCCGAAAUCGCCUCCUGUUGGGUCCGCCGGGGUCGGGAAGAGUCCACCAGGCCAGAUGCUGCUGUCAGAGAAACACAAGGAUGUUGGACGUCCCAGACUCGCCGGUUUCUGCAAGGUUCUGGAGGCAGCGUCUGAGCCGAUGUUUUGGACUGCCGCAGAGAGGCUGGGUCCUUCCACGGGCUCCCCCGAGACUGCAGCAGGCCCCCCCAGGCGCCUGAAGGAGAGCCAGCACCAGCCCACAGAGUCUCUUCCUGGAGCUGGACUGAUUGACGGUGUGUGGACACGAGUCAGUUCUUCAGAGGACCGACCCGUUCGUGGGACCGCAGCAACUGGGCGGGCCGAAAGGAAACUGUCUGUCUGUCUGUCACCUGUCUGUCUGUCAGUGUGUUGUGGUCAUUUGUUGAGGUCUGUAUCAGCUGCUGGUUCAGCUCUGGGAGCAGAGAUCAAACCGUACCUGGAUGACGGGAGGCCAGUCCCAGACUCGCUGGUUCUGCAGGUUCUGGAGGAGCGUCUGAGCCGAGUGGACUGCAGCAGCAGAGGCUGGGUCCUCCACGGCUUCCCCCGAGACCUGCAGCAGGCCAAGAGCCUGAAGGAGAGCCAGCACCAGCCCAACAGAGUCUUCUUCCUGGAGCUGACUGAUGACGUGUGUGUGGACAGAGUCAGUCUCAGAGGGACCGACCCGCUCAGUGGACAGAGGUUCCACGCUGUGACUCGACCCGCUCCGAACUCCGAGGUCCAGAACCGACUGAGGACAAGACCCGAGGACAGCACACACACUGUGACACACACACUAAGCCAGUACAGGACACACACUGCAGCCCUGCAGUCUGUGUAUCCAGAUGGACUUCACGUUGAUGCUGAUCAGGAUCCUCACUCUGUGUUUGAAGCUCUGGAGAGCCGCCUGACGACUGAGUGACUCACCUGGACAGACAGGAAGUGGACAGACAGGAAGUGGACAGACAGGAAGUGGACAGACAGGAAGUGGACUCUGUCGUUCUCUCAUCGUUUAUUCAAAAUGUUUAAGAACAAAUAAAAUGUUAGUUAUCCGUCUGUGAACGGAGCUCUGUGUUGGGCGACAGAUUGCUGUGUAUGAAAUAUAGUGUAACGUUGAUGUAACGUUGAUGUAACGUUGAUGUAACGUUGAUGUAACGUGUAGGUUAAGAUGUGGGAAUGACGUUCUAAUAAAGCAGCUGAUGAUCAAA
This is a messenger RNA of Larimichthys crocea (large yellow croaker), 2570 nucleotides long. It is a transcript of the gene ak8, whose product is annotated as adenylate kinase 8. The record is from RefSeq and is a predicted model, not a curated record. Gene Ontology annotation, biological process: nucleobase-containing compound metabolic process. The coding region runs from base 410 to 2284 and encodes 624 amino acids. The transcript has 16 exons. Lineage: Eukaryota; Metazoa; Chordata; Actinopteri; Sciaenidae. Gene Ontology annotation, molecular function: nucleobase-containing compound kinase activity; ATP binding.